UCGUUCUUCGAGCAUCUCCCUCGAGUGUGGCCGGGGAAUUUGCGUAAGUGCGGACACAGUCACUCGGAUUUAGCCAAAGUGCACGUACACACGCAUACACGUACGUACAUAUUAUCGUAUGUGCAUGCGUACUUUUGCAACCGCGUGCACCGAAAUAUCUGACGCGCGAUUGCCCAAGAAAACUUUCACGCGCGGGGGACUCAAAUUCUACCCGGUGCAUUUCGCGACGUUUUUCGCAGUGAAUAUUUUACGGUAGUAAAAUUAUCAAAAUUUGCCGGCACGCUCCACGACAUAUACGCCGCUAUCAGUGACGCGUCGCACUCUGAGGUCGUGAUCGUGACGAGAUUGCAAGAAACAAAGCAAGAUGUUGCAAAUAGUGUUCUGGCUGUUAGUUGGUCUAAUCGCUUUAUGGCUCCUCUCGGAAUCCAUAGGCAAUGUCCUACGCAUCCUUUGGGAGAUUUUCACACCGAUGAUUGACGGGAAGCAGAUUGACUUUCGAAAGGAGUACGGUGAAUGGGCGAUUGUUACCGGCUCGACUGACGGCAUUGGGAAAGCGUAUGCGAUAGAAUUAGCAAGGAGGGACAUGAAUCUGAUUCUAAUCAGCAGAAAUAUCGAGAAACUAGAUAACACGAGGAGUGAAAUUCUGCAGAUAAACCCGCAUAUCGAGGUGAAGAUUAUAGUAGCGGAUUUCAGCAAAGGGAAGGAUAUCUACGAAAAAAUUCAACUUCAACUACAAAAUAUAUCUGUCGGCAUAUUAGUUAACAACGUGGGCAAAAUGUACGAUUAUCCUAUGUACCUCGGAGAAGCGCCCGAGCAGCUCCUGUGGGACAUCAUCAAUAUAAACGUGGGUGCGACCACGUUAAUGACGCGAAUGAUCGUCGGACAAAUGCAACAGCGAGGACGAGGCGCGAUCGUCAACGUCUCUUCAGCAUCGGAGAUGACGCCCAUACCGUUAAUAGCAGUAUAUUCCGCCUCGAAGACGUACAUGAAAAAUUUCUCCGAGUCGAUUAGGAUGGAAUAUUCCAGAUUCGGCAUAACCGUGCAACAUUUGUCGCCGUUUUUCGUUACUACCAAAAUGAACGAAUACAGUCAUAGAUUCAAAAUUUCGAGUCUUUUUGUGCCUGAUGCUACGACUUAUGCGAGGAACGCCGUCGCCACUCUCGGAAAAGUAGACAACAGUACCGGAUAUUGGGCUCAUAGUAUCCAGAAAUGUCUCAUUGUAGUAGCUCCUUUGUGGAUUAGAUUGAAAAUGAGCAAUUUAAUCGCCCACGUCCUCAGACGAGAUUACUUUAAAUUGAAAAAAAUGGAAAAAUUGUAAUGUCUGUGAUAAUUGCGAUUAAUAUAGUAAAUAACAUAGUAAAUAACGUAAUGAAAUAUCGAGUAACAGUAAGAUUAUACAUCAAUGUUAAAAUUUCUCACUUAACUAUGUAAAUAGAAUAGCAUUGCAUGUUAUAUGUAACAUUUAGGUUGUUGUGAGAAAUUACAAUAUUAAUGUCACAUUACUCCCACUCAACUAAAAGUAUCAAAUCAAAUUUUUAUUAACAAAGUGAUAUUAGAUUUGGUAGAAAAAAUCUAUUAUAUUAGAUUUUAGUUUGCUGGCAGAUUGCCAGCAAAAAUAGGACAAAACUUGUUAACAUAAAAUGUAAAGAAAUUAAUGCCAAAAAUCGAGCAACAUUUGACACCUAUGUAUUUGGUUCCUAUU
Messenger RNA from Dinoponera quadriceps, 1702 nucleotides. Its product is annotated as inactive hydroxysteroid dehydrogenase-like protein 1. NCBI's taxonomy places the organism in Eukaryota, Metazoa, Arthropoda, Insecta, Hymenoptera, Formicidae. Gene Ontology annotation, molecular function: oxidoreductase activity. Gene Ontology annotation, cellular component: endoplasmic reticulum. The coding region runs from base 365 to 1318 and encodes 317 amino acids. The transcript has 5 exons. The record is from RefSeq and is a predicted model, not a curated record.